Lonchura striata (white-rumped munia) is the source of this 1835-nucleotide messenger RNA. The record is from RefSeq and is a predicted model, not a curated record. NCBI's taxonomy places the organism in Eukaryota, Metazoa, Chordata, Aves, Passeriformes, Estrildidae.
UCCCAGCACAGCCACAGUGCCUCACCCUCUGCAUGACCCUUCCAGAAAUCACCAGUUCCUCUCCAUGCUCCUAAUCCCAGCUGGAGCAGGUCCCCUCCCCUCAGCAGGGCCGGAGUCCCUCUGGUCACCUGGUAAAAGCCUCUGGACACACAACCCGGCGCCCUCUGAUUGCCAAAUUCACCUUUCCACCCACGGCACCACAGAGCUCCUACCAGCAUGAAAACCAUCAUAGCAGCCUGCUCCCAGAAUCUCAGUGGCGGGGGUCGUGUCCCGCUCUCCACAGGCAGCCGGGCCAGCAUCCAGACUGCCCUGAGGACGCUGCUGGCCGUGCCCUGGCCCUCGCAGCGCGACAUCGGCUCCGCGCUCCAGCUGCUGGCCGUGCUGCAGUGGGUGCUCAGCUUCCUGCUGCUGGGAACCGUCAGCCUCCUGCUCCUCAUCUACCUGCUGUUCACCAGCCUCUGGCUCAUCCCCGUGCUCUACCUGGCCUGGAUAAUCUUCGACUGGGACACGCCGGAGAAAGGUGGCAGGAGGCUGUCGUGCCUGCGGCGAUGGACCGUGUGGAAGCACUUUCGGGAUUAUUUCCCGGUGAAGCUGGUGAAGACCCACGACCUGUCCCCCAGCCACAACUACAUCAUCGGCUCGCACCCCCACGGCAUCCUGUGCGUCGGCGCCUUCUGCAACUUCAUCACGGGCUCCACGGGCUUCGAGGAGCUGUUCCCGGGCAUCCGCUCCUUCCUCACCACGCUGGCCGGAAAUUUCCGCCUGCCCGUGUUUCGGGAGUACCUGAUGAGUGGGGGGCUGUUCCCGGUGACCCGCCGCGCCAUCGGGUACCUGCUGUCCCAGAAGGGCACCGGCAAUGCGGUGGCCAUCGUCAUCGGCGGCGCGGCCGAGUCGCUGUCCUGCCGGCCCGGAGUCACCACGCUCAUCCUCAAGAACCGCAAGGGCUUCGUCCGCAUGGCCCUGCGGCACGGGGCUUUCCUCGUCCCCUCCUUCUCCUUCGGGGAGAACGACCUCUUCCGCCAGGUGGUUUUUGAGGAGGGCAGCUGGAUGAGGAGCAUCCAGCGGCGCUUCCAGAAGAUGAUGGGCUUCGCUCCCUGCCUCUUCUACGGCCGCGGCCUCACCUCCUGCCGGUCCCGCGGCUUCCUGCCCUACGCCAGACCCAUCACCACCGUGGUGGGGGAGCCGGUGGCGGUGCCCAAGGUGGAGAACCCGAGCUGGGAACUGGUGGACCGGUACCACGAGCUCUACAUCAAUGCCCUGCUCAAGCUCUUCAACGAGAACAAGACCAAGUAUGGGCUGUCCGAGUCAGACGAGCUGCUCAUCCUCUGAGCGUCACAGCACCGGCCCUGUCCUGGCUCCUGAGGGCUCUUGCAGGGGGGAUUUCAGCCAGCCUGGCAUGGGGGACAUGGGGGACAGUCCCCAUUCUGGCCUUCUGGUCCUCCAACCUGAGGGGGAGGUGGGAGGAGAGGGGGAAGCGAGGGGAGGAUUGGGAAAGGCUCCCCCUGGCACGGGGUUUGGAGGGGCUGUGGGUGACACAGCUGUUCCCUGCGAGGGGCUGGUGUGGGGCUGGGGCCAGCAAUGGGCACGGUCCCCCGGGCUAACCAGGUCAUCACAAGCUGAGGGAGGGGUGUCAUGGGAGGGGGGAUUGGCAUGGGGUUUUUGGGGUGGCAUCCUGAUGACCAGUGGGACCAGCCUGGGGCACAGCCCACCCUGGGGUGGAAGGGGGACACUCCUGGGCUUGGGGACCAGAGGAUGUGGCCUGAGCCAGGACAAUGUGGCCCCAGAUGAGCUUUUCCUGCCAUAUCCAUACCCAAUACAGAUUUUGAACCUCCCAA